This is a messenger RNA of Siniperca chuatsi (mandarin fish), 2065 nucleotides long. RefSeq names its product PRA1 family protein 3-like. Bases 119 to 694 code for a protein of 191 amino acids. The record is from RefSeq and is a predicted model, not a curated record. Gene Ontology annotation, biological process: negative regulation of transport. Gene Ontology annotation, cellular component: membrane. The transcript is spliced from 3 exons. Lineage: Eukaryota; Metazoa; Chordata; Actinopteri; Centrarchiformes; Sinipercidae.
UUUGACUCCCCUCCUCCACGCUCAGACGGUGAUCAGCUGACCUGUCAAAAUAUCACGCAGCGCGUGUGGGUUAUGUUUGUGUUUGUGUUCGUGUGUGGCUGAACUACACGUUGAAGACAUGGCAGCCAAAAUGGAGCUUGCACCCCUCAGACCGUGGGAUGAUUUCUUCCCCGGAGCGGACCGGUUUGCCAAACCUGAGUUCAGAGAUUUAACAAAGUGGAACAACAGAGUGAUCAGUAAUUUACUGUACUACCAGACGAAUUAUUUCGCCGUGGCUCUGGUGGUUUUCCUCAUUGUAGGGUUCCUGAACCCGUUUGGCAUGUUUCUGGGUGGAGCUGUGGUGACUCUGGUCUUCAUGGCUUCAGUGUGGGCAGGAGAGAACAAGGCCAUCGUCAAGAACUUCAAAAGGAAGAACCCCACUCUGUUUGUCUUCGGGGUCAUGGCCACCAGUUACUUUCUGCUGUCGCUGUGUGGUGGCGUCAUGGUUUUCAUCUUUGGAAUCACCUUCCCUUUGCUGUUAAUUCUGAUCCAUGCCUCCCUGAGACUGCGCAACAUGAAGAACAGACUGGAGAACAAGAUUGAGGGUGUUGGGCUGAAGAAGACCCCCAUGGGUAUCAUCAUGGACCUCCUGGAUCAGCAGGAGGAGAAAAUUAACAAGAUUCAGGAUUUCAUUGAAAGCAAACUGAAGGAAUAAGGCUCUAGACAAAAGUGCCAAGGGAAGUCAUACAGUGUGGAUUAAAAUUUCCAUAGCAUCGUCCCAUGUCCCAAGUUUUUAUCCCCUCUAUACACGUAAAGUUACUGAUGUUUGCAUUCCCAUUCUUUUUUCCAUUUUUGUUUGACUUUUAUCUCUUAUACUUUCGUGUUAGUUUACACUGUCUAAAGUGUACAGAUGGAUAAUAAUAUUAUAACAAGAUUUGCACAAUCACAGCAUGGAUUGGAUGUUGAAAGGCAAUGGGCACUAAAGGUUACCAAAGGUUUGAGCACUCCUGUGUCAAAAAUAUUUCCAAAAACAAAUCAUUUCCCUUGUCAACAAUGCACUUUGAUCCACAUGACAACCGAUUAUUUAUUUAAUCCAAAUAAAGCUGAAUGUCUGAACACACUAUGUAAUGCAGUCAUUAGAUACCAACUGUAUUUGUUCUAAAAACCAAAUCGGAUCCUUUCAGUUUGCUACCUCAAAACAAGCAUGUUUAAUUUUCUUCUCACUGAGCAAACCCACAUUACCAAGAUACAGAUCCAACACCCAGUGAACUGUUAACUACUUGUUAAACAGCAAUAACUCCCAUUUUGUCAAUUCAGGAGCUAUAGGACGACUGAUCUACGACCAGUUUGCUUCUUGUGGAGACAUGGUUAUAUGGCCUGACUGAUAAUUGUGGAGUUUAAAUAUUCCUUUUCUCAAAAGAUUUGUGCUUACAGUUCCUGACCAUACAGACUGGACUGAGUGUAUCCCUUUUGAUCACAGCUAUGCAAUAUUGAAAAAUGAAUGGCAAGUGCAGCUUUAUUGUUUGAAUAUUAUGUCAUGGUAUGUAUCAUGGUAUGUACAAGUUUGUUGUUAUUUCUAAUGUGUCUUUAUUUUCAUAAUACAGCAUGCAGAAAUGUAUAAAAUGGCUGCAGGAUACAAACUACAUCAUUUUGGCAAUGAGACAAAAUUGUUGAUUCAAUUAAUGAACUUUAAUUUAUCACUGUUCCCUCUUCAUUAGUAAAUACUGGACUAAACAUAUAGAGACAUCCCAUGCUGUAUUCCCAUUCUCUGUUGGAAUAGAAUCCCUUUUCCUUGUAAAAAAUAAAACCCAAACAAAUCUAAAUUAAAUCUGUCAUCUGUAAAGUUAAGUGUUAUACUGCUACUCCUGAUAGUAAGAGCAGUUGUUUCACACAUGCACAUUGACUGCAGUUUGUGCAUGCUACCUUCACAAAUGGCAGUUCAGAGAGAUUCUUUAUGUUAUAUGGAUGCUAUAUUAUAUAUUAUCUGUUUUUAUGUGACUUUUUCAUUCUUGAAAAGUGAUUAUAAAACUUGAAGUAAAACAUGGCUGUCCUCUAUAAAAAUAAAGAUAACCUGAUUUAUGUUCUA